This is a messenger RNA of Salvia miltiorrhiza (redroot sage), 1004 nucleotides long. RefSeq lists its product as uncharacterized. NCBI's taxonomy places the organism in Eukaryota, Viridiplantae, Streptophyta, Magnoliopsida, Lamiales, Lamiaceae. The transcript is spliced from 3 exons. The record is from RefSeq and is a predicted model, not a curated record. Bases 161 to 595 code for a protein of 144 amino acids.
CUCCAAUUUUAUCGCCUUCCUCCAUCCUCGUAAAACCGGCCACUCGCCUUAUUUCUCUCUCUCUCUCUCUCAGGAACAGAGGAGCAUUAUAUUUCUUCGAAUUUCACGAAAUUCAGGUCUCUGCAUAAAAUUUCAUCACAUGUCACAAAUUUGAAGAGAAAUGGAUUGUUACGAAAACCUAGUAGCCACGGGACGCGUUGUUUGUCCGAAGCCUCGUCGUGUCGGGCCGUCCAAUUUUAGCAAUUCCGUGAUGCCCUUGAGAUGUCACUUACGUGAUGGUGCAGAGGCGUUUGAUUCGAGAGCCGGCGCUGAAUUGCUUGAUUUAACCCUUUGUAAGGAGGGGUUCCAAGGUGAAGGAUGUGCAACUGUAUCAUCAUCUCCCCCAUUUUUCUUUGGCUCUCCUCCAUGCAGAGUUCAAAAUCCUCUAGCACAAGACGCCCAUUUCAGGGUUCAAAAACACGGCCCCACAGCUUCCUCCCCUUCCGAUUCAGCUUCUCUUCCAUCAUCCCAUUCUAGAGUUAAGUUUGGAAACAAACAAGCAGCUGUAAGAGUCGAAGGUUUUGAUUGUCAAUCCCGUGUUACUGCUAUGGCAUAGCAUACCAUAAAUUUUGCAUGUAAAAAUUUAGAGAGAGAGAGAGAGAGAACCACUUGAAACGGAGUGAAAAUCUCAAAAACUUUGACUGUGAUCUUCUAGAUUAGGCUAGGUUAAUAAUAAAGUUAGGUGAUCUUGAGGAGGAGUAACCCAUGUUCAGCUGACCAAAGAGCAAUAAGUCGGGAAAAUUGAAGCCGGUGAAGUUGAAUUUAUACAGUUCUUUUUUUUUUCUUUUUUCUUUUUUGUGUUUAUGGAGGAAGAUUGGUAAGUUGAUUGGGGGUUCCUUCUGAUUAUCCGGGAGAUGCUUUGUAAAGAGUGCUUUUGUAACUAUAGAAAAUAUCAUGUCAAAUAGUUCCUAAUAAUUUUGUUUUUGACAGCAGAAAUGAGAUGUGGAACUUUGUUGCCCUGUGUA